Messenger RNA from Aspergillus ibericus CBS 121593, 2219 nucleotides. Its product is annotated as putative serine palmitoyltransferase 1. Gene Ontology annotation, molecular function: pyridoxal phosphate binding; serine C-palmitoyltransferase activity. The transcript has a single exon. The coding region runs from base 115 to 1983 and encodes 622 amino acids. Gene Ontology annotation, cellular component: serine palmitoyltransferase complex. Lineage: Eukaryota; Fungi; Ascomycota; Eurotiomycetes; Eurotiales; Aspergillaceae. Gene Ontology annotation, biological process: ceramide biosynthetic process; sphingosine biosynthetic process. The record is from RefSeq and is a predicted model, not a curated record.
CUCCCCUAUCUCCUUUUCGCUACAGCCUGCUCAGCCGUCGGAGCUCAGGUGCACCCUUCGUCGUCGGUAUCCGUUUUCCCUCGCGGCCGACAGCCUCUCCACAUCUCUCAAUCCAUGAUGCCUCGGUGGAAGCGCAGUAAAGCACGCCCGGAGAAAGAUGCAGCGACCGGCGGCGGCGGUUCUGGUGCACCUUCCGACUCCCCUGCUGCCCAUUCCACCGCUGUGGCCUCCCUUCGCGCUGUUAGUGGCAGCUCUCCCGAUGCGAUGAGAACUACAGCAGUAACCCCGAACCAGGCACCAUCCGAUCCAGAGACAAUUCGAAAACUGGCCAAGCAGCACGCCGAGUUCGGACCUCUGGGCGAUCCAUCGCAUCUCUAUACGAGCGAGCACCCCGGCGGAGAGAUCCCUGAUCCGGUUAUUGAUGAGCCCCCGUACUUCUUCGUCUUGACGACAUAUAUAAGCUUUCUCGUCUUGAUCUUCCUCGGCCACUUUCAUGAUUUCGUGGACAAAUGGUUCCGCUCUCAUACCUACCGGCACUUGAAACCCCAAAAUGGGUAUGCUUCAUUGUACAGCGACUUUGAGAGCUUCUAUACACGACGCUUGAAACAAAGAAUUAACGAUUGCUUUGAGAGGCCGAUCAUUGGCGUCCCGGGCCGGCAUGUUACUUUGCUUGACCGGACUACGGAGGACAAUCUUCAUUUUAGCCUUACGGGCACGACUACCGACACGCUAAAUCUGAGCUCAUAUAAUUAUCUUGGCUUUGCUCAAUCGGAAGGUCCAUGCACCGACUUUGCCGAGGAAACGAUCCGGCGGGAUGGCAUUUGCAUUGCGUCGACUGCCGAUGCCGGAAUUACGAAGCUGCAUGCUGAGGUAGAGGAUCAGAUUGCCCGGUUUGUGGGGAAAGAAUCUGCAAUUGUGUUCUCCAUGGGUUUCGUGACGAAUGCGACUAUCUUCCCAGCUCUCAUGGAAAAGGGAUGUCUGAUCCUGUCUGACGAGCUCAACCAUGCAUCUAUCCGCUUCGGCGCCCGCCUGUCCGGCGCGGCCAUCCAGGUUUUCGCGCACAACAACAUGGCUGACCUCGAAAAGCGUCUGAGGGAAGCCAUUUCUCAAGGCCAGCCCCGCACGCAUAGGCCCUGGAAAAAGAUUCUUGUCACCGUGGAGGGUCUGUUCUCCAUGGAAGGUACCAUGUGCAAUCUUCCUAGGAUCCUAGAGCUGAAGAAGAAGUACAAGUUCAACCUAUUUGUCGACGAGGCACACUCCAUCGGAGCCGUUGGACGCCACGGACGCGGAGUUUGCGACUACUUCAAAGUCGACCCUUCGGAGGUCGAGAUCCUCAUGGGUACAUUUACCAAGUCCUUCGGAGCCAACGGUGGCUAUAUUGCUGCAGACAAAGCCAUCAUUGACAAGCUGCGCUGCACCAACGCCGGUCAAGUAUUCGGCGAGGUGCCGUCUCUUCCGGUCCUGGCUCAGAUCUACUCCUCGCUUCGACUCAUUGCUGAUGAGGAUCCUCUCCACCCUGGCGAAGGACGGGAGCGGAUGCAGCGACUUGCUUUCAACUCGCGCUACCUCCGCCUUGGUUUGAAGAGACUUGGUUUCAUUGUGUAUGGACAUGAUGACUCUCCCAUUGUUCCAUUGAUGCUGUACAACCCUGCCAAAAUGCCCGCCUUUUCGCGGGAGAUGCUACGACGCAAGAUCUCCGUCGUUGUUGUGACUUACCCAGCCACGCCCCUGGAGCUCUCUCGGGCGCGACUCUGCAUCUCAGCCUCGCACACCAAAGAAGAUCUCGAUCGCAUACUGCAGGCGUGCGACGAGAUCGGCGAUGCCUUGCGGCUCAAAUUCUCUUCAGGAAUAGCAGGUGGCCUGAGGGAACCAUUGUCUAUCGACGGCAGCUCCAAGGGCCCCAGAUUGAUAGAACCCCCUCGUUGGACUCUGGAAGAAGUCAUUGCGAGGGGCACGCGGGACGCGAAUCUGCCUCUCUACUGAGCGGAUUGUUUCCGUAUAAUGUGAAUAAAGACAGGAUCUUAACGCUGCGAUGUCUUGAAACUAUAUACGCCAAGAACAUAGCUAAUGCCCUCGUUUGGUUUUGUGUUGUUCUAUCUUGUUGCUGAACAAACAGAUGGCACGAUGAGGGAAUAUGGAAUUGCAUUGUGACUAUAUAAUUAUUAAUGUAUACAAUACUCUUUUCUUUCUAAAUAAUAUACACUUGUCAUUGGACCCGG